Molecule: messenger RNA, 2272 nt
Organism: Daucus carota subsp. sativus
Lineage: Eukaryota; Viridiplantae; Streptophyta; Magnoliopsida; Apiales; Apiaceae
Product: NADPH-dependent diflavin oxidoreductase 1
Exons: 2
Coding region: 141-1988 (615 amino acids)
Cellular component (GO): cytosol
Molecular function (GO): FMN binding; NADPH-hemoprotein reductase activity; flavin adenine dinucleotide binding
Source: RefSeq, a predicted model, not a curated record
AAUUUUUAACAGAGUGACAACGAGGGCAUUUCUGUUUGGAAAAGCGCCACUUGGGGCCUUUUCUCCCUAAAUACAUAGGGCGAAAUCACGAGACUAAAUAUCAAGUUUUAGGUACUAGUGAUAGUUUGAAGAAGAAGAAGAUGGUGGUGAUUGUGUACGCCUCGCAAACAGGAAACGCCAUGGAUGCAGCUGAAAGAAUAGGCCGCGAAGCUGAGCGGAGAGGCUGCCCCGCCGCCCUCGUCUCCAUCGAUGAAUUCGAUGCCACUUCAUUACCACGCGAGGAGAAUGUGAUUUUCGUGGUUUCCACUACGGGCCAGGGUGACACACCAGAUCCGAUGAAGGCGUUUUGGAAACAUCUACUGCAAAGGAGUCUGAACCCUAAUUGGCUGAAAGGAGUUCGUUAUGCUGUAUUUGGAUUGGGCGAUUCGGGUUAUCAGAAGUACAAUUUUGUUGCGAAGAAGCUUGAUAAAAGACUACGUGAUCUUGGGGCAGUAGCCAUCGUUGAAAGAGGUCUUGGAGAUGAUCAGCAUCCUUCAGGGUAUGAAGGUGCUCUAGAUCCUUGGAUGUCUUCUUUGUGGAAUGCUUUGUAUCAGUACAAUCCGGAUUUACUACCAAGAGGUCCAAAUAUUACGAUGGCAUAUGCAGAUCUGAUGGAUCAACCCAAAUUCAAAAUCAUUUAUCACGAAACAGAUAACUUGCAUUCACAGUUUUCAACAGUGUCGGAUUUGGAGUCCCUUAAAAUGAAAAUUGGGGGAGCUCGAUCUAUGUGCCCUGGUAAAUUUUCUCAUGAGAAGACCAGGCCUGACUACUUCUUAAAAGUGAUAAAUAAUUAUUCACUAUGUGAAGAUGGUUCUGAGACAGAUGUGCGCCACUUGGAAUUUGAAGCUAUAUCAUCUUCCAUCUACUAUCACGUUGGUGAUGUUCUUGAGGUUCUUCCUGAACAGAGUCCUGUUGCAGUAGAUGCAUUUCUUAAGCUUUGUAAUAUGGAUCCUGAAUUAUACAUAACGAUUCACCAUAGAGAUAAGGGAGAUGAGAUCCCGAAGGUACCUGUAAGAUUAAAAGAUUUUGUCAAGUUCAAUAUGGACGUUGCAUCAGCAUCCCCUAGACGCUAUCUUUUUGAGGUAAUGAGCUUUUUCGCUGCUGCCCCACAUGAGAAGGAAAGACUGCAGUAUUUUGCCUCAGCAGAAGGCAGAGAUGAUUUAUAUGAAUACAAUCAAAAGGAACGGAGAACUGUAUUAGAGGUGUUGGAGGACUUCCCGUCUGUAGAAAUGCCUUUUGAAUGGUUAGUUCAGCUGGUUCCUCAAUUGAAAACAAGGGCUUUCUCCAUUUCUUCCUCGUGUUCAGCACAUCCCAACCAAGUACACUUGACUGUUAAAACUGUUUCUUGGACUACACCUUUUAAGAGGAAGCGAGUUGGCCUCUGCUCAUCAUGGCUUGCUGGACUCAACCCUGAGCAAGGAGUCAAGAUUCCAGUGUGGUUCAGUAAAGGUUCACUCCCAUCUCCACCACCAUCACUUCCUCUCAUUCUUGUUGGACCUGGAACUGGUUGUGCACCUUUUCGUGGAUUUGUGGAGGAAAGAGCAUUGCAAAGUAAAUCUGGUCCAACUGCUCCAGUUCUUUUCUUCUUUGGUUGUCGAAAUGAAAAGCUUGACUUCUUAUAUAAAACAUUUUGGACUUGUCAUUCAAAAAGUCAGGGAGUACUUUCAGAAGAGUUGGGUGGAGGGUUUUAUGCUGCGUUUUCAAGGGACCAAGCAAAGAAGGUUUAUGUGCAACAUAAAAUGCAGGAACAGAGCACAAGGAUAUGGAACUUGCUUAGUGAGGGGGCAGCUAUUUAUGUUGCAGGGUCUUCAGAAAAAAUGCCCACAGAUGUACGCUCAUCCUUUGAGGAAAUAAUUUGCAAAGAAAGUGGGGUUUCAAGUGAAGCUUCUGCAAGGUGGCUUAGGGAAUUGGAGAAGGCUGGAAAUUACCAUGUGGAAGCAUGGUCUUAGGGUGUUGAUAUUUCUUUCAACUCGCGGCCACAGUGGAUCAGAUGCUUCUGAUCUAAGAGCGGAAGCAAGGGAGAAUUGCAAUGUGAUCUUCUAGGUCAAGAGAAAAGGACAGUGGGUGUAGGUUAUGGAUGCAUGCAUAUUCGGGGUUUAGUAGACAAGUAGCUUGGACUGUUGUGAUGAUAAUUUGGGUCUAGAGAGGCUUCGUGUAGAGAUUUUCAAGAUUUUUUCGAUUUUUUUUUUUUUGAACAGAUGCAUUGUUUUAUCUAAAUAACAUUAUUGCCUCC